CAACGGACAUUUAAUUCAAACAAGCAAUUGCAUUCAUACUCAAGCCUUCAAAAAUGUCGGAAACUCCUCAACCUUUAUCACCAACUGCUGAUGCUGAAACUCCAUUAACAGGCUCACCAGCUCCAACUUCUGAAAACCCAAAAAAGAAAAACUCACAAGCUGGUAAGAAGGUCAGUGCAGAGAUCUUGGAAAGAAGAAGAGUUGGUAGAUUAAAAGCUGCUGAAACAAUGGCUAGAAAGAUUAAAAAAUCUGGUAUUGAAAAAAGAGAAAAUGCUUUAAAAUUUUCAACUUUUGAAAGUGGGAAUUUAAUUAACCAAAAGAAUUAUUUCACUGAUUAUUUGAAAAAAGAUGAUCAAAUUUUCAUAUUACGUGAAAGGAAACAAAUAAGAUUGAAUAAAGUUCAAAUGAAGCAAGGUAAAUCAGUUAAAGAUCAAGACACUCCGAUCCCUGGUAAUGCUGAUGAAGAUGAUGAAAUGGAUGAUGAUGAAGCCGAGGAAAUUGAUGAAAGAGUCGGAUCUAAAACAAUCGUGAUACAUCCUGGUUCAAGAAAUAUAAGAAUUGGGUUAGGUUCAGAUGUUUAUCCUCAAACUUUCCCAUUUGUGUUAGCUAUUCCAAAAGAUGAUGAAUUUAACAAGCAAAAUAAUUAUGAAUUAGAUGAAGAACAACAAUCAAUAAUAGAGGAUAAUAGAAAACUAUUACAAAGAGAUUUCAAAGAAAGAAUGAGAUAUUAUAAAAGAAGAAUAUUACCAAAUUCAAAUGAAAUUGUUACAAAUUUUAAUAAAAAAGUUACACCAGAGACAAUACCUGAACAUAAUGACAUUCAUAAAACUGAGUAUUUCAAACCAACUGCAAAUGAUAGAUGUUUUAUAGCUGAUGAAGCACUAAGACUUGAUUCUACAGAUUUCAAGUUAAGAUACCCAUUAUUAACAAAUGGAAGAUUUAAUGAAGAUGAAUAUAGAUCCUUUGCAGAAACUCUUGGUGAUAUUCAAUUAUUCAUUAGUAAAACAUUGGAAAAAAAAUUUCAAGUUACAAAACUGAAACAGUAUAAAGCUGUUUUGGUGAUACCUGAUCUUUAUGAUAAAGUUUAUGUGGAAAACUUUAUUGAAUUAUUACUUCAAAUGAGUUUCCAAGGUGUUGCUGUUAUACAAGAAAGUUUAGCAUCUACUUAUGGUGCAGGUGUUAGUUCAGCUUGUGUCAUUGAUAUUGGAGCUAAAACUACUAAAGUUUCAUGUAUUGAUGAAGGUAUGAUUAUUCCAAAUAGUCGUGCCAAUUUAAGUUAUGGUGGUGAUGAUAUAACAAGAUUAUUUUAUAAAUUAUUGAAAGAAUCAAAUUUCCCAAUUGAUUAUGAUGUUAAUAAUGAUUUUGAUUGGCCUGCUUUAAAUCAAUUGAAGGAGAAAUUUAUUACAUUUCAAGAUGCAAAUGUUACUGUUCAAUUAUACAAUUUUAUAAAAAGAUAUCCUUCAAAAUUAUCAGAAAAAUAUGAAUUCAAAGUUUUUGAUGAAGUUAUGCUUGCGCCAAUGGGAUUGUUUUUCCCAAAAGUUUUCGAAAAAGUUAAAGAUUUUGAAUCAACUCCAUUCACUAAUAGAAAAUCAUUAGAUGUUUAUAAUGGACAAUCAAAUAAUCCAACUUCAACAACUCAAAAAAAUUGUUUCGAAAAUAAUUCAUAUGCAGAUAAAAUUGAUUUUGAGGUUUUAAAGGACUUGUUAAAUCCUGAUACGUUAGAAGAUGCUAAAGAAGAUGAAGUGCCAACCAUUGCAGCAUUAGACAAAGUUAUUAUUCAAAGUAUUGCAAAUGCUUCAAGAUAUGAUUUUUCAAAAGCUAAAACUUUCUAUGAAAAUUUAUUAAUUGUUGGUGGUGGUGCCAAGAUUGAAGCUUUAGAUUUCAUAUUAACAGAUCGUAUAAAUAUUUGGAGACCAAAAAUUUUAGCAUUAUUGAACUUGCCAGAUUUUUUGAAAAAAAUUGAAACAUUAAGUACAAAUUUUGAAAAAGAACAUGAAUUUUCAAAAAUUCAAUCUGAAGAAGAAAUUCAAACUUUACAAAUUGAAUUAUUUAAAAUUAUUGAAACUGAAUUGAAUGAAUUUUUGGAAAGUGUUAAUAAUCCAUUAAACCCAGUUGAGGUCUUGCCAGCACCAAGAGAUAUUGAUCCAUCAAUUUUAACAUGGAAAGGUGCUUCUGUUUUCUCAAGAUUAAAGUUGAUUGAAGAAUUAUGGAUAACUGAAGCUGACUGGGAUUUAUUAAGUAGCAGAACUUUGCAAUAUAAAGCUUUGUUCAACUACUAGUGGACCUGGAAACUGAU
Messenger RNA from Hansenula anomala, 2296 nucleotides. RefSeq names its product Arp8p (gene ARP8). NCBI's taxonomy places the organism in Eukaryota, Fungi, Ascomycota, Saccharomycetes, Phaffomycetales, Wickerhamomycetaceae. Gene Ontology annotation, biological process: regulation of DNA-templated transcription; double-strand break repair. The transcript is spliced from 2 exons. The record is from RefSeq and is a predicted model, not a curated record. Gene Ontology annotation, cellular component: Ino80 complex. The annotation marks the transcript as partial.